Messenger RNA from Rhincodon typus (whale shark), 2835 nucleotides. Its product is annotated as protein transport protein Sec24A-like. Lineage: Eukaryota; Metazoa; Chordata; Chondrichthyes; Orectolobiformes; Rhincodontidae. Gene Ontology annotation, molecular function: zinc ion binding; SNARE binding. The record is from RefSeq and is a predicted model, not a curated record. Gene Ontology annotation, biological process: endoplasmic reticulum to Golgi vesicle-mediated transport; intracellular protein transport; COPII-coated vesicle cargo loading. Gene Ontology annotation, cellular component: COPII vesicle coat; endoplasmic reticulum exit site. Bases 118 to 1599 code for a protein of 493 amino acids. The transcript is spliced from 12 exons.
GAGCUGAAAUAACGUUCGUCUUUUGCAGAUAUCUUCGUACCAACGCCAGACAACUUGUUGGUUAACUUGAAUGAAAGCAAAGAGUUAAUUCAAGAUUUGCUGAGGACUUUACCACAAAUGUUUAGCAAUACGUUGGAGACUCAGAGUGCCCUUGGUCCUGCAUUACAAGCUGCGUUCAAGUUGAUGUCUCCUACUGGUGGUCGUGCCUCUGUCUUCCAAACACAAUUACCUUCAUUAGGCGUAGGUGCUUUAAAGUCAAGGGAGGAUCCCAACCAGAGAUCCAGCUUAAAGGAUGUUCAGCACCUUUCUCCAGCGAUUGAUUUCUAUAAGAAGCUUGCCCUGGACUGUUCAGGACAGCAGAUAGCAGUGGACCUCUUCAUGCUGAAUGGUCAAUACUCUGAUUUAGCAUCGCUAACUUGUAUUUCAAAGUACUCGGCUGGUUGCAUUUACUCUUAUCCAUCUUAUCAUCACAAACACAAUCCUGUCCUGGUGGAGAAGUUUGAGAAAGACCUGAAGCGUUACUUGACUAGAAAGAUUGGUUUUGAAGCAGUGAUGAGGAUACGGUGCACUAAAGGUCUUGCUAUCCAUACUUUCCAUGGAAACUUCUUUGUGCGUUCUACAGACUUGCUGUCCUUGCCGAAUAUAAAUCCUGAUGCAGGGUUUGCAGUGCAGAUGUCAAUAGAGGAGAAUCUGGUAGAUGUGCAGCUUGUCUCAUUUCAAGCUGCUCUAUUAUAUACUUCAAGUAAAGGUGAACGUCGCAUUCGUGUUCAUACCAUGUGUCUACCUGUUGUGAACUCCCUGUCAGACAUCUAUGCAGGAGCUGAUGUUCAGGCUGUAACGUGUCUGCUGGCCAGCAUGGCUGUUGAUCGAUCAAUUUCAUCAAGUUUGAGUGAUGCAAGAGACGCUCUGGUUAAUGCUGUGAUUGAUUCGCUUUCUACUUAUCGUACUUCAGUUUUAAGCCAACAACAGCAGCAACAGCCAGGUGUAAUGGCUCCCUCUUCAUUGCGGUUGUUUCCCCUCUAUGUGCUAGCCCUACUGAAACAGAAAGCUUUCAGAACUGGAACUAGUACAAGACUAGAUGACCGAGUGUUUUCCAUGUGUGAAGUUAAAUACCAGCCUGUGUCUUACCUCAUGCUUAUGAUUCAUCCAAAUCUGUACAGGAUUGACAAUCUGUCAGAUGAGGGAUCCAUUAACAUUAAUGAUAAAACCAUACCUCAGCCACCAAUUCUCCAGCUGUCUGUGGAGAAACUAAGCAGGGAUGGUGCCUUCUUAAUGGAUGCUGGCACUGCUCUCUAUCUUUGGGUUGGAAAGAAAUGUUGUCCAAACUUUGUGAGCGAAGUUCUUGGUGCUUCCAGUUACCUUUCCAUACCACAAAACAUGAUACAGCUUCCAGAGCUGGACACUGCUGAAUCUAAGCGAACUAGAACUUUCGUCUCCUGGUUACGAGAGCAAAGACCAUUUUUUCCUGUACUCUAUGUAAUUAAGGAUGAAAGUCCUCUUAAGGCCGGCUUCCUACAGAACAUGGUUGAAGAUCGGACAGAGUCAGCAUUGUCUUAUUAUGAAUUCCUACUUCACAUACAACAGCAAGUGAACAAAUGAUCCACAAAAGAAGUGCAAGCUUCUGCUGGGUGGAGACAGCUCAUAUUGGUACAAGGGUACCAGUAUUUAUAUAUGCUUAAUAAGAAAAUUAAAUAUUGGUAUCCUUGUAAAUCAAGCAUAUUCUAGCUUGCAUUGAGCCAAUCUACAAUUUCCACACAGUAUGGAAACUUUUAAUGGGUUGGAUGAAAAGAAAUUAUAAAUAGAAUGAAGCCAUUUUAUGUUAAAUCUAGCUGCAUACAGUUGUGAAAACCUAGGUGUACCAGUUCUGUUCAUAAGAUUUUGGAUUUCUACCUUUUGGGAGUUUGGGCUGUUUUAAAUGUCACACACUGGUGUAAGCAUGGUUCAAAUAUUCUGUAGUAAAAGCUGUGGAAACUAGAAGAAAUCAUCACUGUCGAGUUUGAUGUAAACUUUUGAUUUCAAAUCAAGCAAUGGUUCAACUUGUCCUCCUCCUUUCUCCUGCCCUCCAAAGAAGAGAGCACUACAAGAAAUGCUUGUAAAGGAUACACAAUGUAACAGUGACGUUUUAUCACUAUUUCGGUACAUGUGGUCUUUACACCUGGCAAUUUAGAAAGAUAGGACAGACUUGAAGUCAUUGUUUGUAAUCUUAUAUGCUGAUAGAGCCGUUUUUAGAUUCUGGUCUUGUCACCUGUAAUUGCUUCUCCUGUAUCAUUGUACCUGGUCUUGAAUCAGCUAAAUAUGACCAUGUUCAAUGUAACAUUAUCUUAAAUUUGCUAUAUUUUUCUAGUUUUUCCUUUUUUACUAGGAAAAUACAGAUUUAUGCAAAAGUGACUUAUUUAUGUAAUUCACAACAUAUGGUAAAAUGUGAUUUAUAUUGUUGCUGUAUUGCUAAUAUUACCACACCUUUGUGCUUGGAGUAUCAUGUGCAUCACCUUUUUUAAAUUUGUCUUGAUAUUUAAGUUUGAAUGAUUCUAAUAUGCUAAUAGGCAGAGUCUGUAACAUUGCCUGCCAUGUCUGAUAUUUCUACUUGAAGAAAACAAAAACUUUUGAAAUCAUUGGGACAUAUGUAUUUUACAGACAUGCUUUUUAAUACAGAAUUGUUUAAAUUAGUGAACAAGUUGAUGCUGCAAAACCUGCUGUAACAGUAUCUGGGACCACAAAUAUUCAUUUGAAAGUCCAUACACUAUGAAAUGUAAUCUGUAAAUAGUAAAUUGCAUUUUGUAAAGUAGUGUAUAAAAUUGUAACAAAUUAAAUCCUAAUCCUCUUAAAAGUUUCUAA